AGACUCUGCAUUCUCACUUCUUCUCUGGACUUGGCCCUGGGCUGGCUGAACCUGGCCCCCUGGGAGUCAUCAGGGUCAUGGGGACCCUGUUUAUGCUCUGGAUGACUAUGGCCAUAGGCUGUGCCACCUUCAGCACCUCUGCCUGGUAAAUCCUUCCUCUGCCUCCCACUCCCGCCCUGCAAGAAUGCCCCCAUUAUCUCAUCCUCAUCCACCAAUGCCUCACUUUUUCUUUUUGGUAGGUCAGUGAACAAUUUCCUAUUAACAGGUCCCAAGGCCUAUCUAACCUACACAACCAGUGUGGCCCUGGGUGCCCAGAGUGGCAUCGAGGAGUGUAAGUUCCAGUUUGCUUGGGAACGUUGGAACUGCCCUGAAAAUGCUCUCCAGCUUUCCACUCACAAAAGGAUGAGAAGUGCUACCAGGGAGACAUCGUUCAUUCAUGCUAUCAGCUCUGCUGGCGUUAUGUAUACCAUUACCAAGAACUGUAGCAUGGGCGACUUUGAAAGCUGCGGCUGUGAUGAAUCAAAAAAUGGAAAAACAGGAGGUCAUGGCUGGAUCUGGGGAGGCUGCAGCGACAAUGUAGAAUUUGGGGAGAGGAUCUCCAAACUCUUUGUGGACAGCCUGGAGAAGGGAAAAGAUGCCAGAGCCCUGAUGAAUCUUCACAACAACAGGGCAGGCAGGCUGGCAGUACGAGCCACCAUGAAAAGGACCUGCAAAUGUCAUGGCAUCUCGGGGAGCUGCAGUAUCCAGACAUGUUGGUUGCAGCUGGCUGACUUCCGAGAGAUGGGAGACUACCUAAAGGCCAAGUAUGAUCGGGCGCUAAAAAUUGAGAUGGAUAAGCGGCGGUUAAGGACCGGCAACAGGGCCAAAGGUCGAUGGGCACCCACUGAGGCCUUCCUUCCUAGUGCAGAGGCAGAGCUGAUCUUUUUAGAGGAAUCUCCAGAUUACUGUACCCGAAAUUCCAGCCUGGGCAUCUAUGGCACAGAUGGUCGGGAGUGUCAGCAGAACAGCCGUAACGCAUCCAGGUGGGAGCGACGUAGCUGCGGGCGCCUGUGCACAGAGUGUGGCCUGCAGGUGAAAGAAAGGAGAACUGAAACAAUCAGCAGCUGCAACUGCAAAUUCCAGUGGUGCUGCACUGUCAAGUGUGACCAGUGUAGGCAUGUGACCAUGUCCAAUCAUGUUCAGACCAUGCUGCUGAGAAUCAGAGAGGAUGAAAGAAAAAAAUUUCUGUCCAGAUUUCUGAAGAUACAGCCAUCCCCCACCCUAUGUAGCUCCAGAAAGACCAACUUCAACUUCACACAGUAAGUGGGGUAGAGACCACAUGCCUGCCUACUGGGAGGUUUUUAGAUGAUUGGUUGUCUUUUGUUGUUUUGCCUCUGGAGUUAUCACUGGGGCUCAGUGCCUGUACUACUUACUAUUCCAUUGCUCCUGUGGCCAUUUUUAUUUUAUUUUUACAGGACAGAGAGAAAUUUAGAGGGAGAAAGAAAAAUACCUGCAGACCUGCUUCACCACUUGUGAAGUGACUGCCCCUGCAGGUGGGGAGCCAUGGGCUCGAACAGGGAUCCUUGUGUGGGUCCUUAAGCACUGUACUAUGUGCACUUAGCCCAGUGUUCCACUGCCUGGUCCCAAUUAUUGGGUUUUUCACCUGAGUGUGCACUUUUGAAAAGUUUUCUCCAACCCUAGGGAAAAUAGAACCCAACAGAAAGAACAUGAGAACUUUUCUGGCUCAUAUAACAUCUCUAGAGAUAUGGAUAGGAAUGGUCACAAUAAGUAAAUGAUUACAACUUAUCCAGACAAGGCUAAUGGAGAAAGAUCCCUGCUCCCCAACCCCCACCAAAAAAAAAAAAAAAAAAAAAGACUGUCUUAAUGUUUUCCCCAGACUGAGAAUUCUGCAUUCUGCAGUGACCUCUUGUUUCUCUCUUUGAAAACCUUAGAUCAGAGUAAGGAUGGGAAGCCCUGAUUAUGUAAGCUGAAAAUAGGCAACUACCUUGACAUCAGUAUUUGGCAGAUAAUAAACCAGAAGCCCAGGAAAUGGCCAACAGAAAAGCAACUCAGACCCCUAAAAUUUAUAAGUUGUUCGCAACCUCAUCCCCCACCCCCAGAACCUAAGUAAUUUGGGAAACAAGAAGCUUUUUGAGCUUGAACCAUAUUCAGACUCUCCUAACUUGGGUUUCCUGGGGGAUCUGUACACCAAAGGACUUAUUCCUCAAAGUA
Molecule: messenger RNA, 2211 nt
Organism: Erinaceus europaeus (western European hedgehog)
Lineage: Eukaryota; Metazoa; Chordata; Mammalia; Eulipotyphla; Erinaceidae
Gene: WNT8A
Product: Wnt family member 8A
Exons: 6
Coding region: 403-1302 (299 amino acids)
Biological process (GO): canonical Wnt signaling pathway; neuron differentiation; cell fate commitment
Cellular component (GO): extracellular region
Molecular function (GO): cytokine activity; frizzled binding
Source: RefSeq, a predicted model, not a curated record